Molecule: messenger RNA, 4671 nt
Organism: Phycodurus eques (leafy seadragon)
Lineage: Eukaryota; Metazoa; Chordata; Actinopteri; Syngnathiformes; Syngnathidae
Product: transmembrane protein 151B
Exons: 2
Coding region: 154-1860 (568 amino acids)
Source: RefSeq, a predicted model, not a curated record
GGCACCACGACCACCACCAGCAGCAGCAGCAGAGUUGUUCCGAAGGGGAAGCGAGCGGAGGCGGAUACUACUACUACACACGCACGCUUGAGAGGACAAGACGACAAAAGUGAGUGAUCGUGCUCUUGCCGCCUGAAAUGCAAGAAGUCCAGGAUGCUCUCCUCCGACCUGGACUCUGCGGAAGACACCGAGGCCAACGCUCUCAAUGAUGCUGAGGAAGAGGAGCAGGAGGCGGACUUUCCAGCCGCGAGCGAUGUGGAUGAGCAGCGUCCAGUCAAGCAGUCUUUGGGUGCCUGCCUGUGCCGUGAAUCUCACUGGCGCUGCCUGCUGCUCUCCCUGCUCAUGUACAGCUGCCUGGGCGCAGUCAGCUGGUGCCAACUGAGCCGCGUCACCAAGAUCAGCUUCAACUCGGCCCUCACCUCCACCUUCACGGCCUCCUUCGGCUCAUCCCCGCAGAGGGGGCCACAUUCCGGAGGUUACUCCAUGAUCUACCACGACAGCCCUUGCUCGGACGGCUACAUAUACAUCCCCUUGGCUUUCCUCCUCAUGCUCUACGUGUUGUAUAUGGUUGAGUGCUGGCAUUGCCGGGCCCGCAGCGAGCUCCAGUGCAAAGCGGAAGUGGACAGCGUGUACGAACGCGUGGCGUGCAUGCGGCAGGCUCAGCCCUGCGUAUGGUGGAAGGCCAUCAGCUACCACUUUGUGCGGCGGACGCGCCAAGUCACCCGCUACCGCAACGGGGACGCCUACACCACCACACAGGUGUACAACGAGAGGGUCAACACGCACGUGGCCGAGGGCGAGCUCGACUACAGCCGCUGCGGGAUGAAGGACGUGUCACGUGACCUCAGAGGGUUGGAGGAACAUCCGGCAACUCGCCUGCAGUUCACCAAAUGUUUCAGUUUCACCGAGGCCGGCCCAGAGAACGAUUACCUCAACCAGCGGGCCAGGUUCUUCUCGGAAAUCGAAGGUUUGGAUGAUUACAUGGAGGCCAGGGAGGGGAUGCAGCUGAAAAAUGUGGACUUCAGGGAUAACCUGAUCGCCUACGUGCACCCGGAUAAAAUGCCCUGGUACACCUCCCAGGUGGCCUUCUGGCUGGCUGCUCUCUUCAUGCUCUCCUGGCCCCUGAGGGUGCUCAUAGAGUACCGCACUGCAUAUGUGCACUAUCGCAUUGAGAAGCUGUUUGGGGUAGACUACACUUGUACUAGCGACUCCCCUCUGGAUGAAGAUCGGACUGUUAGUUGUGCUAUUCCCAGAGUUGACACGCUGGACAGCACAGAGUUGGAGUGGCACAUCCGCUGUAACCGCCAGGUGAUUCCCAGCUACUCCGAAGCCAUGCUGAUCAACAUGAGCACGGGCGACUCCAACUCCUUGCACGACAUCGAAUGCACCGCAUCCUCAAACUGCCACCUCCUGGACAGCAGCCCCACCACUCAGAGCUACGGGGCCCUUCAGUGUCAGUCGGGGCGGGAAGGUGGGCGCAGGAGGAUGAGGAGGAGGACCGUCACCAGUUCCAGCUGCUCUUCUCUCUUCUCCUUCCAAGGAGCGCGCUUCCGAUCCCGUCUAUCCUCGGCCACUUCCCGCUUCUCCCUGUGCCGCAUGUACGGGUCACGUCGCACGGUGGCUCUGUGGAGGAGCCGCAGCAGCAACGUGACCGAUCCCUGCUGCAUGGACGAGCAGGGAGGGCGUUCGGACUCCAGCCAGCUGACCCUCAGCAACAGUCCGCCCAAUUACAGCGACGCCAGGUUCUUUCCUGUGCUGAUAGUGCACGGACCUGACGGAUGCGGGAGCGAGGAUGGCAGAGGGGGGCAGCAGCAUUGCUACAUACGAAGGGGCUCAUCGUGUGUGGAGACAGCCCUGUGAUGUCGAGGCUUGAUUUAUAUGAAUACGGAAAUAGAGAAAAAUGUGCUUUCAAUAAAUGGGUCAUUCCAAAAUUGGAGGACAAUUUAGGCAGCAUUUGUUUAAAUUGACCAUUUACUUUGAUUCAUCCAGUUGAACCAUCAAUGGUACACUUUUUAUGAGGAAUUUUAUUUGUCAUGGGCUGUCUGGUGCAACCCUGUUACAUGUUACUCAGGCACCUGAAACUAACACGCAAAAAUAUUCUUGAAUAAAUCCUAUACAACUAAAUCAAGUAAAAUGUAUAUGCGUUACAAAUUUUAGUUUAGUAUUACUCUAACUGCAGCGAACAGGGUUGCAAGUAACAGGGUUGAAAAUCAAUGCUAAUGUUAGUUUUUGCUCAAAAGUACAUGCUAGCUGUGUUAGCUGCUAUGCUAACUGGUCAAGAGCAAACUUUAAUGAUAAUUGAUCAAAUGAGUACAAUGGUUCCAUUGGUUUGAGUGAAAUACUACAUUACAACUGAGAACAUUGAAAAAAAAAUCAAUUAGAAGAGAGGACUUACUUUACGUCUCCCCAUGGUCAGAGCAAUUGACUUGAUAAUCUCAUUUCUGAUGAGUCAUGUAGUUCACUUUUUUUCUCUUCCCCUAUAGAUGGCCAAAAAUAUUUUAGUUACAGGCUUGUGUGUAUGUUAAGAGACACAACUUUAGAACAUAAUUUCUACUAUUAAGGAAGACAUAUCAACAAAAUCAUACCAAAAAAAUCGGAUUUCAAACUUUUUUAUCCGUUAUGUUUUAUGUGAGCUGGUCAGCAAGUGGGAGGGACAAGAGAAAAAGGGCCACUUUAAGGGGUGUAUUUGGUAUUUUAAAUAAUAUUUAGGAAUCACUUUUACUACAGCUACAUUUACAUUUUGUUCCGGAAUAAUUAGAAUUGACACAACAGUUCAUGUUUCUGGAUUUUGUGCAUGCAUUAUUUUCAACUUCAUGAAGAGGACAGAAAUUUCCUCCAAUUCUGGAAUGACCCAAAUACCACUGUAGAUUGGAAAUAUAAAAGUAUUUUCUUACCAAAAACUUCAGGGUUUGGUCACUGGACAUAAACAAGUCAAACGUGGAUAUGAAUAUUUAGUGUUUAGAUCAUGGGUGGGCGAAGAAGUAUGGCCCAGGGGCCACAUACAACCAGCUCCAUUCUUUAAUUCCCCCACUGAGCAUUUACAUAUUCAAGAGUCUUCUCAUAUUUACAUUAAUUUACUGUUUUUUUUUACCUAAAGUCGGAUAAUUUAAAUGUAUUUAUUCCUUUUUAUUAUUAUUUAUAUAUAUAAUUAAAUAAUUGGAUAAUGUACACUGUACUGUAGCUAUAUAUUUUUAAAUGAUUUAAAAUGAACUAUUUUACAUACACAUAACACUUAUCUUAACCUCAUGUAGGAAUGACCUAGGCCUUCUGUUUGAUUUAAAAGUCAAAUGUGGCCCUUGAGCACAAACGUUUGCCCACCUCUGGUUUAAAUACAUAUUCAUACAUUACACAAUACAUCUAAUAGUCCAUGCAGGCCACCAUUAGAGUUGCUGUUUUAGCACUGUUAUAGUGACCAUGAUUAACUACAAUGUAGAAUCAAGACCUCCACCAAGCCUGAACAAGAAUACAGGUGCAUCUCAAUAAAAUUGAAUACAGUGUGAAAGUUAAUUUGUUUCAUUAGUUUAGUUUGAAAAAUGAAACUGAUAUCUUGUACAGCUUUAUCAAACAAACAAGACCAUUUUUCACAAGGCCAAUUCCUGAUUCCUGAUUCUUCUACGUAAAUUGAAAUUAUUUGGAUUGUUUUUCGUCUGUAAAAUUACAAUUUCUCAUGAGGGUGAAUGUGAGGUUUUUAUUAACAGUAAGCUUUAAUCAUCAAAAUAAAAAAAACAAUUAUUUCACUCACACUGUACUGUAUAUGUUUCAGUUUUUGAGCUGAACCACUGAAAUAAUUUAAACUUCCACGAUAUUCUAAUUCACUGAUUCUCAGCUGGUGGGUCGGGACCCAAAAGAAGGUUGCGAAAGCCCUUUUUGUUGGGUUGUGGACAGGUAGUAAAACUUUUAUGGCAUAAUAAUUCAGACUGAUAAAACUGUUACAGUUGCUUUGGUCUGCAGCCUUCAUUUCCUAAAAAGAAGACAAACUAUUGAUGUUUCCCUUUCCUAAAAGAAGAGAUCAGUGCCAAAUAUAAAUGUUUGUAUAUGUAGUUAUGGUCAUCCGCUGUUUCUUAAUAAGGUGCUCUGAAAGGCACUUUAAAUAUUUAAGCAUGAGUAGCUAUGUUUAUUAAUAUGAUAUUCAUGUUUUCAAAAGCUAUUUUUUUUAACAAUAAAUGUUCUUUAAUGCUCCUAACUUCUGUAAAAGUGGGUCAUAAAAAAAAUGUUGGUACCAACAGUGACAACAUUUGAGAACAAUGUUCUAAUUUACUGCGAUGUACCAAUAGUAGACUACUUUCUGGUUCAUGGAGAACGAUGAUGAAAUGUUGACCAUUUAAUUAAAGUCAUUUUGACUUAAACAGAUGCCAGAUACAGUUAUCAACAUUUGCUCAUGUACUAUGCCAUGUAAGUUUUAUGAUGAUAAAUGUUGCAUUUUUUAAUGAACUCAUUUCAUCUGUCCGGCUAUUUACCCUUGUCCUACGUCAAAUGAAACAACCAAGCCAAUAGUGGACAAAGACUUUUGUACAAUAAUCUACCCAGCACUGAAAAACUGCACCACCUAAUCACCUUCAUUUAUUUAUUUGUCUGUGACAACAUUUUUAACCAGAUGUCAUGCUGUAUGUGACCUAAAUCUAUGUAUGUGUGGGGACUAACUGGGCUAUUCAUUUGCGUUAAACAAGAAAA